This is a messenger RNA of Cheilinus undulatus (humphead wrasse), 5446 nucleotides long. Its product is annotated as zinc-binding protein A33-like. The record is from RefSeq and is a predicted model, not a curated record. The coding region runs from base 210 to 1763 and encodes 517 amino acids. The transcript has 6 exons. Gene Ontology annotation, molecular function: ubiquitin-protein transferase activity; zinc ion binding; protein binding. Gene Ontology annotation, biological process: protein ubiquitination. NCBI's taxonomy places the organism in Eukaryota, Metazoa, Chordata, Actinopteri, Labriformes, Labridae.
GAAUACCUCGGCUACAGAGCGCGCGCCCUCGCUGUGCAGCUCCAUCAACUGCACGAGCCUGUUGCUGCACGUCCUCUGUCUCUUCCGUGAAAACAUUUUCUCUUCUGUCAGCGUCAGACCACUCCCUCUCUCUGUGAACGGAAGGGCAGUCUAGUCUCUACUCUGUUCGGUCAGACGUUUCUUCCUCAGGACUAUGUUCAGUACGAAGAAUGGCGGAGGCCAGUGCGCUUGAAGAACUACAGUCCGAGCUCACUUGCCCGGUGUGUUUGGAGCUGUUCCGUGACCCGGUGAUCCUCGAGUGUGGACACCACUUCUGCAAGGAGUGCAUCAUCCAGUGCUGGGAAGCCAAGGCAGACGAGUUGUCAAAUUGCCCAAAGUGUAGAAAGACGUGCGCGCGUAAACUUCGCCCAAACUCUCUGCUGUGCAACGUCGUGGACAGUGUGCGCAGAGCCAGGGCCAUGGACUCAGUGGCGGGGAUACCCGGCUGGGAGCCGGGACAUGACCUGGGGGAGCCGGAGGAGCGGGAACCCGGGUCCAGUAUGAGCAGUGUGGCAUCGUCCAUCGGGCAUUGGCCUCGCCUGUGUUUGGAUAUGUGCGAGGAGCAUGAGGAGAAGCUGAAGCUCUACUGCGAGGAUGACCAGCUGCCCAUCUGUCUGGUGUGCGGAAUGUCCCGGGACCAUAAGACCCACAACGUCAUCCCCAUAAACGAGGCUUUUGAAAACUACAAGGACAAGCUGUCUAUCGCUCUGCAGAGGGUUCAGCUCCAGUCAGAGGAGGCCACGCUCUUUCAGACACAGACCAAUGAAAAGAUCCUGCUCAUAAAGGAGCGUGCAGGAGAUCUGGAGGAGAUGGUCACAGCAGAGUUUGGCCUUCUUAGGGAGUUUCUCCUCGAGGAGGAGGAGCGUAUUAAAGACAAGCUGAAGAAGCAAAAAGAAGAGAAGCUCAAUCAGCUGGAGGAGGCACUCACAAAGACCACUGAGCAAAUUAGCCAGCUAGAAGGUACAGCCGAGCAGCUAUGCCUCAAACUGAGAGAAGAAGAAAACCCAGAGCAGCUCAAGGGAAUCAAAGAUUUUAUCGGAGGUGUUGAGAGUCUGUUCGAGUGGCCCCCGGAAGUGGAUGUUAAUCUGCAGACAGGAGAGUUCCUGGGACCUCUGCAGUACAGGACCUGGAGGAAAAUGAGCAACAUUUUCAAGCCAGCUGUCACAGCAGUGACUCUUGACCCUGACACAGCCUACCCCUGCCUGUGGGUUUCCCCGUGCGGCACCAGCGUCCAGGUAGGAAAAAUCCAGCCCAACCUGCCCAACAACCCGGAGCGCUUCACCCGCUACAACAUCGUCCUGGGCUCUGAAGCCUUCACCUCAGGCCGUCACUACUGGGAGGUAGAAGUGGGCUCCAAGACAGCAUGGGGUCUGGGUGUGGCCAAAGCCUCUGUCAACAGAAAGGAGGAGAUCAGCCUGUGCCCUGAUGAUGGAUUUUGGACCCUUGUGCUGAGGGACAACUGCGAUGGCACCAGUGAGUACGAAGCGUGCACCGACUCAGAGGAGGGCUUGAUAUAUCCUGCCAAACCUCCCAAGAGGGUGGGGGUCUUUCUAGACUACAGUCGUGGUGAAGUGUCAUUUUAUGAUGCAGGAGACAUGAGCCACCUCUUCACCUUCUACAAUGCCAAUUUCAAAGAGCCAGUCUUCCCGUACUUCAAUCCAUGGCCGAUCCUCAAUGGACACAACCGUGAGCCACUCACUAUAGUAAUGCCUCACUGGGGAUAGAAGAGCCUUUUAUUAGAACCGCUGCAUCAGCAGAUUCAAAACUGUGGAAGAUUCAGCAGCAAUGAACUUAAGAUGAACUCAUUGUAAUGAGCAUGCACAUAUCUGAUGAUGAACAUGCAGGUUAUCCUGUGUUUUUACUGUAGACUGUAAAUAUGAUAAAACUACUCAAGAACAAGGACAUUUAAUCUUUAAACGACAAAGAUUUCAUUAAUACUUUCAUUUUAUUUUCUCACACAAAAAUACAAAUAAGUAAAACAAUUUUAAAGUUUUUUAAAUCAAGUUUUAAAAGUGUAUAAAUAUCUGUUUUGUUAUUCCUCUGUGCCAAAGAAUGCAUUUUUUUGCAAAACUAUUUAAAGCAAUAAAUAAGCAACACAGUCAAAUUGAAUUACAUGUGUCUUCACGACUAUGAAGAUAAACACUCUAGACUUAGGACUGUUUGAUCACGUACAUUAUAUUUAUUUACAUCUAAAGUAGAAAAUGAUGUAUGAAGGAACCAGAGUGAAAUCUGCAUUUACUUAUCGACUGAAUCAUAGUUUUAGUCUUUCAAGCCUUAUCUGCUGAGAUUUUGUCCAAUAUUUUUAUUAAUCCUACAUUGUAAUAAUAGGGUGGUUAUGUCCCAGUAAAAUCAGGGUAAAGAAGAUAAAGGAAAAAGUUUGGGUUUGAUUACAAUCCACAUGACAUGGCUUUACUCAGACGGACAUUUCCUUUGGGUUACUCUUACUGUCAGCAGAUCAGACUAAAAAUAGAAAAUGAAAGACUCUUAGUAUGUUUGACAGUGGAUCAGUGGACCCAACUGGGGGGGGGUCAGGACCCAAAAGAGAGCAGGUAACUGUUUUCAUUGCAUAUGUGCCUGGAAAUUUAUGUGCCUAUGAUGUACAGCUGUCCGAGGUGGACAUCAAUCCAUAUGUAGAAUUUUGUUUUCCUCUGAUGAUGAGAGCAUUUUUGUGGUUCUCUUGAGGUCUCGACUUGUUUUGUGAUAAAGCUUUUUUCUAAAAAAAAAAAAAAAAAAAAAAAACAAAAAAAAGCAUUACAAUACAUAACAAUUAUUGCUGGAAAAUGGAGUAAAAUAAAAUGUAUGCAUGUAUGUACUCUGAGGCCUUCAGUAAUGAUGCUCUUUUAAAAUAUGUUUGUUUUGACAUGUCUCUUUUUCAGUCAUAAAUAUUGUUCUAACAUCCAGACUGUAACAUUUCAAUUUGAAUUGACUUGAGUUGAUGAAAAGCUUCAGAAAUUUUUUCUACAAUAAGGAGGUGGUGGGCCUUGAGAAUAGACCAGUUGAGAACUUUUGUUCUUGAGAAUAGGUUUGUGCAUAUACUGGCCCACUAGAGGGCACCCAAAACUAAUAUUGAAUGCACUAUUAAUCUGCACCUGGUAUUUUGUGACAAAAUAUUGAAAUAUUGAAAUAUUGCUUUAUUUGACCAAAGAGAGGCUGGAUUCAGCUUUGGGAAGAAAGUAUUGCACAAGUAUUUUUUAGUUGUUAGGUUUUCUUGUUAGAAUUUUUCUUCCCCCUAAGUUACAAAAAUCAAAGACUUGCUUCAAGAGAUUUCCCCUUUUCAAUAAAUAUUUACACUCUAAACUUUUACCUAAGAUAAUAAAAAACUUACUCUUUAAAUAAAGAAUGAAAGAAAGAAUGAUAGAUAGAAAGUAGAACUGUCAGAAGCAAAUAGAAGAAACUUAGAGAAAAACCCCAUAGAGGGGAUCUCCAUCUUUGACUGACAACCUUUUAAGAGCAUAAAACAUUAAAAUGAAAAUACAGGGGCGCAGGUGGCCUAGUGGUUUAAAGUGCGCCCCAUGUAUGCCGGGGUUCGAUUCUGGCCCGUGGCACUUUCUCACAUGCCUCUCCCCAGCUCUCUCAUCCCUGUUUCUGAUUCUGUGCACUACCUUCAUCUGCCAAUGAAGGCAUAAAAAACACAAAAAUACAUCUAAAAAUAUAGAAAGACAUGAAAAAAUGGCAAUGAAAUAGAUUUUAGCGAAAAUAUCAGGGGCAUGCUUCAUUCAAAGAGAAGAGGAAAGACACAAAAACCCCAAAAUCAUUCAGACAGAGGUAAAUAUUUAAACAUAUAGAGAGAAAAGUGGUGAAGGUAAAUCUGCUGGCUGAAAAUGUUGGCAUAGUUGGAGUGUUACACUAAAAGAGUGAAGCUUAAAAAAAAACAUCUGAAUUGGCAUCACCUAAAUUGUUACUGUAUAUCAAACAUCUUUAUCAGUAUUGGCCCUAAUUUUCACAGUUGGUGCGUCCUUAUCCUUGACAUAUUUUAUUUUAUUUAACACAACAUUUAUUCCAAAAAAGUUUGGCCAAUGUGUAAAACGGCAUGAGAAGAAUGACUCUAGAUGAGAAAUCACUGCAUGGGCUCAGGAACAUGCCCAGAAAUCAUUGACUGUCAGCACAGCUCAAUGUACCAUUCUCAAAUGCAUGCUAGGUGGAUUUGAGCUUGUAUAGCAACUUUUCUAGUCAUUGGACUACUCGCAGGUCACACCUAGCCGUUCACACACUGACAGCAGAGGCUGCUAUGGAGAAUUGGCCAUAAGUUUUAGCUAAUCUCAUUCCUACGCAUGCAGCUGCUAAGGAUCAAACCCACAACCUUCUGCUUGAGGGGCAACCAACUCUACCUACUGGGCCACAGUCACUCUUGUUGAAGCCACAUUUGCAAGAAGACAGCAUAUGGGAACACAAUCCAAGAGGGCCAAAGCUUUUUUAAAAUGGACUGAAGCAAAAAGGAAAACUGCUCUGUGGUCAGAUGAAUCAAAAUUUGAAUUAUUUUUGGAAACCACAGACAUCAUGUCCUGUAGACUAAAGAGAUGAGGGAGCAUUCAGCUUGGUAUCUAUCAGUGCACAGUUCAAAAGCCUGUAUCUCUGAUGGUAUGGGGAUACAUUAGUGCCUGGGAAGCUUACACGCCUGGAAAAACACUAUCAAUGCUGAAAAGUAAAUAGAAGUUUAAGGGCAACAUAUGCUCCCAUCCAGACAAUGUCUUACAUAUUUUAGGAACACAAUAUUAAUCCACAUCCAUCACAACGACAUACAGGAACUUUGCAGUAGAGGAGUCCGGGUGCUAAACUCUGCCUGCCUGCAGUCCAGACCCUUUACUAAUCAAGAACAUUUAGAGCAUCAUAAAAAAAGAAGAGCCAGGACUUUUGAGCUGCUAGAAUCCCUUAUCAGACAAGAAUGUGACAACAUUCCUCUCCCAAAACUCCAGCAACUGGUCUCCUUGUUUCCCAGACAUUUACAGUCUAUCUUACAGUUAAAGGAGAGGGGAUGCUACAAAAUGGUAAACAUGGCCCUGUCCUUACUUUUAUGAUGAUGUGUUGCUGCCAUCUAAUUCAAAAUAAGCUUAUAUUUUUCAUGAAGUUAUAAAAUGUCUCAGUUUCAACAUCUGGCAUGUUUAUGUUUUACUGGGAAUAAAAUAUGUGUUUAUAAGAUAUGUGAAUCAUUGCAUUCUGUUUUAUUGACAUUUAGCGCCCCAAAUGUGGAGGAGAGGGGUUCUAUGUUAUGUACAUUACUUCAAACCAUAAUGGAUAUUGUUCUUUGAAUAUGAAAAUGUGAUUACUCUGUUUGGAGGUUGUUUUUGAAGUCUGAGAGAUACUUGGUGGAUCUGUGGUGAUGAUUAAUUUUGUGAUUCAAAGGAAUAUGUUUACGUUUCAUUUUCUUUUCCUCCCUUUAUGAUAAGUAUAACACUGUUUAUAUUUUUCU